AUGCAGUUCGAUAAUAUCCAAAAGCAUGAAGACUUUCUGAGAACUGUGAACGAACUUAAAAUUGCAUUGAGAGAGGAGUGGGAAAAUUUGGAUCGCUCUGUUUUCGAGGAGGUUGUUACCUCAAUACCAAAAAGAAUCGAUGCGGUAUUAAGAGCAAAUGAAAAUCCAGCUGACGUAUGUGUCAUAUCAUCUCGUCAGUAUGGUCAAAGAGCUGUGUUAAAAUUUGCUUUAUACACAGGAGCUCAACCUGUAGCCGGUAAAUUUAUUCCUGGCACGUUCACAAAUUACAUCACUCGUUCUUUCAAGGAGCCUAGACUAAUUAUAGUAAAUGAUCCUUUGAGUGAUCAUCAGGCCAUUAAGGAAGCAUCAUAUGUCAACAUUCCUGUAAUUGCUUUAUGUGAUACGGAAUCACCUCUUGGAUUUGUAGAUGUGGCAAUCCCUACAAAUAAUAAGGGUAAGCAUGCAAUCGGCUUAAUCUAUUGGUUACUUGCUCGUGAAGUACUUCGUCUUCGUGGUGCUGUUUUACGUGACUCGUCAUGGGAUGUAAUGGUGGAUAUGUUCUUUUGCCAUGACCCUGAAGUUAUCGAAAAAGAAGCCGAAGGGGUUCUGUCUGAAAAAUUCGCUGGCGACACACAUGAAGUUGAUGCUACCUCGUUUCAAGAUUCUAAUUGGGAUGCUUUUGGUCCAACCGCUGUCAUUGGUGUAACCAAUCCUCAACUUGCUACUACUACUUCUGUAAAUAAUUGGGAUGCUUCCGGAGUGAAUUGGGCAGACAAAAUUGAAUAUAAUCAAACUAAUACUAUUGAUAUUGAUGGCGGUGAUGCUAUUUGGACAGCUGAAACUAUUUCAGGAGGUGAUGCUAUUUGGACAACUGAGACUACUACAAGCGAUGUUAAUUGGUCAACCGAAGGCGGUGGAGGUAGUAAUUCUAAUUGGACAGCUGAGACCACUACAGAUGAUUUUAGUUGGGCAAUCGAAUCUACUUUGGCAAGUGGCAGUGAUAAUGCUAAUUGGACACCUGAAGCUGUUACAGGUGAUGUUAAUUGGACGGCUGAAACUACUUCAGGAGAUGGCAAUGAUGAUGCUAAUCGGGUAGCCGAAAUUGCCACAGGUGAUAACGGUGGUGGUACUAACUGGGCAGAUGAGACUGAAGGUGAUUGGGCAAAGGAAUAUACGAAUACUGUAUAA
Messenger RNA from Entrophospora sp. SA101, 1188 nucleotides. The record is from the annotation of a GenBank genome assembly. Lineage: Eukaryota; Fungi; Glomeromycota; Glomeromycetes; Entrophosporales; Entrophosporaceae.